CCAGAUUUGCCGCUUCCCGGAACCGACGGCCCUCUGGCGCCUUCAAAUCCAGCGGGCCGAGAAGUGUCCCAAAGUGGCCACCAUCCCAACUCAGCCUGGGUACCCGACCGCCUCUGUGAGUUUGGCACCUGAGGCCUACCACUGGCUGAGCAGAGGAUCACUGUCUGGACUACCGACCUGAGGCCCUGGAGGCAGAAGUGACACGGAGCAGCUGUGGUUGGAGAACCCUCAAACCAGCUUCCUAGCCUGCCCGGACUCUACCAGGCUGGGCUUCACCCACUGCCGCCUCCCAAAGGGGCAGAACGGACACCCCUGAGACCUCCCUCUGUUGCCGGUGUUCCCGGGAGGGUAGGACGUUUGGCUGCCGCCGCCCAGCCUGAUCUCCGCCAAGGAGGGGACGGUCGCGGAGGGGAGGAGGACCGUGGCCGUCGGGGAAGAGAGCCCCCCCCAGGCCCCCGGACUUUCCCCUCUGAGCAGCUGCAGAGUGGAUGGGAGGAGCCCACCCCCUGCCCUGCGCGGGGCCGGGGCUGCCUUGAGGGUCCUCGGCGAAACCGCGGCCAUGUAGGCCGAGCCCCGGGCACCUUGGAAUCCAAGCUGCGCAGGGGAGGCGGCCUCUGCCCACCUGUCGGAGCCAGUGACCAACAUGCUUCGUGGAUGCGUGGGUCUCCUCUAUGUUGGGAUUUUCCUGGGCGCCGUACUGGGGAGCAAGGAUACAGAGGAGCCGUCAAGAGAUGAGUGCCUCAUCACAGGGAUUCUGCGGAAGAAGCUACAGUACGAGAACCGCCUCCUCUACACGAAACGCUAUUUUCCUAUCGACUACAGGAUUGGCGUGCCCUAUGGAAUGGUGCUACGGCUGGCCAACGUCACCCGCCUGCAGAAGGCAGAGGUGGCCGUGUCAACCCAGCGGCUUCUGUGGGCGUCUGUGAGUUUGGACGCCCUGUCCGCCAUCCAGGAAGUGCUAAUGGAGGAACACCCAUCCUGGAACUACAUCAGUGAGAUCAUCUUACUUCUGAGCACGGUCAAGCAAAAUGUAGUGCGGAACCCGAUGGAUACAGCAACCCACUCUCUGGCUUCCUCCCGGGUCCCGGACAGUGGCCGGAAGCCGGUGCGGCCCAAAGCCCUGCUGGAUAACUGCUUCCGAGUCAUGGAGCUGCUGUACUGGUCGUGUUGUAAGCAGAACUCCACCAGAGAUUGGGACGUGUGUGGCCGCCGCGCCCCAGAGACUGGUCCGAUCGCGGUAUAACUGCCCCGCUCCACCUGUACCCGUGCCGUCGCCGUGCCCAAGCCCCUGCCUGCCACAGCGUUCCCCCUGGCCACCCGCCCUGGCGAUAGACAGAGAGACAGGAGGGCCGAGGACCAGUCCCCAUCACCCGCUCCUCCCCACAGUGCAGAGCCUGGGCCUCCGGGGAAGGUGAAAGGAGUGAAGGGGUACGCGCUCCUCAGAACGUGUGAGUCCUGCAGACCCCCGGGCCCGGCCACACGGCCUCCUCCGGCCCUCCAUCCCCUGGCACAGAGAGCCCCCUGGCACUGAGAGCCUGGGCAGGAAGGCCCCGUCACCCCAAUUCCUGUCCUGGAGAAGGCCGGCAGUGAGAAACACCGUGAGGAUGGAGAUACGUUUAACGGCGUGACAACUUGGCAGGGAGUCCAUGCCAACCAGAGCCUUAGCACCCAGGAUGCCCUUCCCCAUUCUUUUGCCCAAAGGGUGGCCUUUCCCAGCCUCGUUGCCAGUGGAGGACGGUGGUUGGGGUUAGACCUGGAUCUGGCCCUGGGAUCGUCGUCGGGGUAGGGGAAAAAGCAGGAGUGCGGAAAGGCCCUUGGAGUACCAUAGCGCUGGUUUUAGGGGAGCCUGGGUACUUCAGCUGUUGCUCACCCAGACAGCUGAGGCGCAAGGAACCUAGGCCCAAGGGAAGGAGGCAGACCUGGCUCAGUGGGAAGAAGUCAGCCAUGGGCAGUUCGUGCCCCGAGUGAAGGCGAACGGGGAAGCCUGAGGGGCGGGCGCGGGACCUCGGUUUCCGUGAAGGCACGGGAACCGAAAGCUGGGUGGAUAGAAGAGGAUCUGGGGAAAGCCCCUCGGGUCCAACAGGGUCAGGGCCCGGGGCUUGGUAGCUUUAUUAGGAAACCGAGCUACAGCUGGGAGAGCCACUGGUGGGAGCUGCCGGGUGAGCGGCGCCUCUCCUAGCGGGGCCGGGCCCAGGUCGAAGGGUUACCCGCGGGACUCGGGCCCUGAAGAAUUCUCAGGCACACUGCACCACACUCAAUAGUACUUACUAUAGACACUUACGACGGGCCGGGCACUGUACUGAGUGCUGGGGUAGAUUCAAGAUAAUCAGAUCAGGCCUAGCUUCUGUCCCAAAUGGCGCUCGAAGUCCAAGGGGAGGGAGAGCAGUUUUUUAACCCCCUUUUUACAGAGGAAGAAACCGAGGCCAAGAAAUGAGCAUGUCCAAGCUCACUCAGUAGGUAAUGGCAGAGCUGGAAGCCAAGUCUCCUGCCUCCCAGUUGUGUGCUCUUUCCACCAGGUAAUGCAGCUGCCUGCCUCGUCCGGGCACGUUCUGCGGGUGGUGGUGGCCCGUGGUCUGUUGACCGGGCAGGGAGCUCGCUUGCCAAGGGGAGGCCCAGGGUAGUCUCGGGGCCCAUAUCCGAGCUUAUCUCGGACCUCUAGCCUUACCCUACGUGUCGCUGAGGGAACCGGGCCCUCGGCGGCAACUACUGGGCUCAGAGGGGUCUGGAUGUGUCAGAACCUAAGAUCGAAACAAAGGAAGGGUUGGCGGAUGAGGCUGGAAGCUGUGUUUCCCCUCCCUCCCCUCUCCCUGCCCCCUCCAGUCAGCCUCCCACCCACUCACCCACGACAGCCCACUGCAAUCUCUUCCACCGGCUCGGCCUGCGUCCCUCCGGGUGGAUGCUAGAUCCGGGGGAGGCCGAGAAGUCGCGAGGGCUUUUGGACCAGCCCCCUUGACCGGCCGGUCGGAGCAGAGUGGGGCAGGAUGGUGUCAGCCCAGACUGGGGGGGGGUGGGUCUGGGUAGCCAGGCUCCCCCUCCCCCAGAGACUUGGAGCCAGCAUGGGUGAAGGGGAAGGUUAAAGCGUCAUUCUUCUUGCCCUGCUGUUGCUCAUUUGUUUCAUUUAUUUUUCUAUUAAAUAGUUUGUUUUCCUUC
Messenger RNA from Ornithorhynchus anatinus (platypus), 3150 nucleotides. It is a transcript of the gene IL34, whose product is annotated as interleukin 34. The coding region runs from base 644 to 1243 and encodes 199 amino acids. Gene Ontology annotation, biological process: positive regulation of protein phosphorylation; positive regulation of cell population proliferation; positive regulation of monocyte differentiation. The transcript has 7 exons. Gene Ontology annotation, molecular function: macrophage colony-stimulating factor receptor binding; cytokine activity. NCBI's taxonomy places the organism in Eukaryota, Metazoa, Chordata, Mammalia, Monotremata, Ornithorhynchidae. The record is from RefSeq and is a predicted model, not a curated record.